CACUAUUACUUAUUCACCUGUGUCGACGCUAAUAUCACAGUCUAACAUUAGACUGUGCUAAUACUGUGGUACUACCAAAGUCUAACAGAACUAUGGUACUGUUAUUCACCAUCUUCCCCGUUGGCAAUCCUGUUUGUGUUAAACAUAAGCAUGUUUGUUUUGGUUUGAUCCUUCGGAACAGGGAACUGUAAAUAAGCGUCCUACAACAGAAGUGCACACAGCGUAAUCUAUUGGUAUAAAUGGGUAGUAGGAUUAACCUUCUAGUUCGCCUUACAAGUGAAAUUAAUUUCAUCCCACAAAAACGAUUCCGCACCAGAUGGUUGAGCAGAAACCCAGUUAAAGUUUUGAGUGAAAACGCUUCAGAUGUGCAGGAUGGAAUCGAAAAUAAGUUAAACAUUGAAACGCAGAUUUUGAAAGCGGGUAGCCAGGCACAAAUACAUGAAGUUAGUAAACAGACAGACACAAAACGGAAUAAACUGUCUAAUGUAGCUGCGGAACGUUUACACAAACAGAAGACUAGUGAGACUAGACUUAAAAGAGAGCUUGGACAGUUAGCAAAGGAAGAACAAAAUUCACGCCAAACUGACCCGUUCGGGUUAUCAAAUUUGAUUACAGAAGAUGAAAAUGUUCCCGAAAAACUUCCGGAGACUGACUUGCACACUUUUCCAGGAUCGCAUUCUGACGGAAGCUGCACAGUGUCUUAUAGCUCAAAUAGUACCGUUACUAAGAACUCUAUGAGAGAUCAAGUUCAUGCUUUGGACAGAAAUGAGAAACCUACAAGAAAUAAAACUGAGCACGAUCCUGCAAAAACUUGUGCUCCUAAACCCGUUGGACGAAAAGUGGGAGAUGAAAAGUUGAGAAAGAUAAUGCUCCUAACAAAAUCAAAGAAAAUGAGAGAGAAGCAUAAUCUUGUGGCUGUUGAAGGAAAACGAUUGAUACAAGAUUUCAUAGAUGCUGGAGCAACUCCAAAAAUGAUUUUCUUCAGCAGGCAGCAGGAUAUUAAGAGCAUCUGUACAGGUCAAAACCAUAUUGAGUUCCACAGAGUUCCAUAUAAACAACUGUCUCUGUGGACAGAUGUUGCAACUUCUCAGGGCGUUAUAGGAUUAUUCGAGAUAUCGAAUAUAUUAAGGCAGACUCCAGCAGAGAACUCAUUGCCAAUUACAAUAAUCUGUGAUAAUGUCAGAGAUCCUGGAAAUAUGGGCUCUGUGCUGAGAAUUGCUGCUGCUGCUGGUUGUGAGAAGGUCAUCUUAACAAAAGGUUGUGUAGAUCUGUGGGACAGCAAAGUGUUACGUACUGCAGCAGGUGCACAUGGUCGCUUGCAGUUAAUAGAAGAUCUUUCAUGGGAAGUUGUUCCUGAGCACCUACCAGAUGGUUGUGUUACAUUUGCGGCAGACAGUUCUCAACUACAAAGUCAUGUGACACCAUUGCUCUAUUACAACAAGGCUGAAUUUCACUUGGCUUCACACAUAGCUCUGAUAGUGGGUGGUGAAACCCAUGGGCUCAGCUCAUCUGCCCUGGCGCUGGCUUCUGCUCGUCUCCAUGUUCCAAUAAGUGCUGGCGUUGAUAGUCUCAACACGGCUGUUGCAUUUGCUAUUAUUGUGUUUGAAGCAAGACGGCAUUUGACUGCUGGUACUUAGAUAUUGUGGACACUAUUUGAGUUACAUAAUGAAUUGAGGAAGAGAGGUGAUAUGGUAGUUACUGAUUUUGAGUUGUUAAACAACUGUAGAUAGUUUUUAGAAUCAUGUUUUUGUCACACUCCAAUUUUUAUUUUAUUUACUUUGGAUUAGCUAUUAAUUGUGUCAAUGCAAUUAAAAAUAGUAGCAUGCAGUUUUCAGAUCUGGGUAGCAGAGUUAUGUGAUUUUUUUUGUGCAAGCCUUUUUGUGUUAUUUCUUGUCUUCGUGCUGCAGGAAAGCGUAGUUGUAACUACUGAUGUAACGCAGAGAAAAUAAACAACAUUGAUCCUGUUUCAUCAUGAAAA
Messenger RNA from Schistocerca cancellata (South American locust), 1978 nucleotides. RefSeq names its product rRNA methyltransferase 3, mitochondrial. The coding region runs from base 240 to 1637 and encodes 465 amino acids. The record is from RefSeq and is a predicted model, not a curated record. The transcript has 4 exons. Gene Ontology annotation, molecular function: RNA methyltransferase activity; RNA binding. Gene Ontology annotation, biological process: RNA processing. Lineage: Eukaryota; Metazoa; Arthropoda; Insecta; Orthoptera; Acrididae.